Jatropha curcas is the source of this 1109-nucleotide messenger RNA. It is a transcript of the gene GAMMA-TIP, whose product is annotated as gamma tonoplast intrinsic protein. Lineage: Eukaryota; Viridiplantae; Streptophyta; Magnoliopsida; Malpighiales; Euphorbiaceae. Gene Ontology annotation, biological process: water transport; transmembrane transport. Gene Ontology annotation, molecular function: water channel activity. The record is from RefSeq and is a predicted model, not a curated record. Gene Ontology annotation, cellular component: plant-type vacuole membrane.
UUCUCAAUAUAAGUUGAGAAGUGGAGACCAGUACUUGCACAGACACAGAGAACGUUCUAGCUUCACAUCCAGUGUAAUUAAGACACACCGCCGUGGAAUUUUGAUCAGACGACAAAGAUGCCGAUCAGAAACAUUGCCAUAGGCCAUCCUCAGGAGGCAACUCAUCCAGACGCCUUGAAAGCGGCGUUGGCUGAGUUCAUCUCCACUCUUAUUUUUGUCUUCGCCGGUGAAGGCUCCGGGAUGGCCUUUAAUAAGCUCACUAACAACGGCGCCACCACUCCUGCCGGUCUAGUCGCCGCAUCUUUAGCCCAUGGUUUCGGUCUUUUUGUUGCUGUCUCAGUUGGAGCCAACAUCUCCGGCGGUCAUGUAAAUCCAGCUGUUACCUUCGGUGCUUUCGUCGGUGGAAACAUCACUCUCCUCCGCGGUAUUCUCUACUGGAUUGCUCAGCUUCUCGGAUCCACCGUAGCUUGCUUGCUUCUCAAGUUCAGCACCGGUGGCUUGACUACGUCCGCCUUUGCUCUCUCCUCUGGUGUUGGUGUGUGGAACGCUUUCGUUUUUGAGAUUGUGAUGACCUUCGGGCUUGUAUACACCGUAUAUGCCACCGCAAUUGACCCCAAAAAGGGCAGUCUGGGAACGAUUGCACCAAUCGCCAUUGGUUUCAUUGUUGGAGCUAACAUUUUGGCGGGAGGAGCCUUUGAUGGAGCUUCAAUGAACCCAGCGGUGUCAUUUGGACCAGCUUUGGUGAGCUGGAGCUGGGACAACCACUGGGUCUACUGGGCUGGGCCUUUGGUCGGCGGUGGGCUUGCUGGGCUCGUUUAUGAGUUUUUCUUCAUCGGCCACAACACCCACGAGCAACUUCCUACCGCUGACUACUAAAAACCGGCGAUCGGCGGUUGUGGUUGGGGAUGAAUGAUCGGGUGGCUCGGCUUUUUUUAACUUCUUUGGUGUAUUUAUUUUAUCUUUUGAGGGUAUUUUUAUUUAUCUUUUGUUUAAUUUGUGAUCGUUGAUCUUUUUCCAUCAUCAUCAUCCAAGGUUGUGAUUUGUGUAUUCUGCUCUGGCUGUCUGAUUCCAUUUAAGUCAUCUAUCCCUUUUCUAGUUUCAGUUCCAAA